UUUCCACGUUGCACUAUUUGACUCUUUAGCCUAAAACUAAACUUAUUCUUCGUUAAUGUGGACUUUACAUUAUAGCACACUAUGCGUCAUUUCGGGUCACAGUAGAACACCUUUAAAAAUGACAGAUUCGACGAAAUCCCAUCUUUUUAUUUUAUUUUUUAUUUUUUGCCUAAAGUGAUUUGGCAUUCGUUGUUACAUAGAUGUAAGUUGUAAACUGAGAAGAUGGGAAAUGUUCCAUCUUGUACGCUGGAAAGAGGAAAAGGGGCUCGGAAACUUUGGGAAUGCCUUUCUUUUCCUUUUUUUGGGUGGUAACUUGGACUGCUGACGCGUCCGGCAGCUCCCUGUACUCCUUCCUUGUUUCCUUCCAGAAGAAGGCGAAGGAGAAGCGGUACAUUCGGAGCUCGUUCCGCCAUGUUGCUGCGCUCCCUCGCGUGUGUCCUCUUAGGUGUUUUGGUGUGGCCGGCCCGAUGCUACUUUUCCGAGGAGAGAUAUCCCGAGGAGUCGCGAAUGCAGCCUCCGACGGUGGUGGUCGCCAUCAUAGCCAGGAACGCCGCUCACUCGCUGCCCUACUACCUCGGAGCGUUGGAGAGGCUCGACUACCCCAAAAAUCGCAUCUCGGUGUGGGCAGCCACAGAUCACAAUGCAGAUAACACCACAGCCAUGCUGAAAGAGUGGCUCACUGUCAUGCAGAAAUUCUACCAUUAUGUGGAGUGGAGACCGAAGGAGCAACCUGUGUCCUACGCGGGGGAGCUGGGCCCAAAACACUGGCCUAACACCAGAUACGAGUAUGUGAUGAAGCUAAAGCAGGCGGCACUCAACUUCGCCAGGAAACGCUGGGCUGACUACAUCUUGUAUGCAGACACCGACAACAUCCUCACCAACCCUGACGCACUCAAUAGGCUGAUAGCUGAGAACAAGUCAGUCAUAGCUCCCAUGCUGGACUCUCAGGGUGCGUAUUCCAACUACUGGUGUGGAAUAACACCGCAGGGCUAUUAUCGAAGGACGGCAGAGUACUUCCCCACCCGCAACCGCCACCGGUUGGGCUGCUUCCCCGUACCAAUGGUGCACUCCACCAUGUUGCUGGAUUUAAGGAAGGAGGACAUGAAGAAACUGGCUUUCUACCCUCCUCACAAGGAGUAUUCCUGGCCGUAUGACGACAUCAUCGUCUUCGCCUUCUCCUGUCGAGCUGCCGCGAUCCAGAUGUAUCUGUGCAACAAGGAGCGCUACGGCUACUUGAAUAUCCCGCCCAAGCCUCAGCACACUCUGGAGGACGAUCGCCUCAACUUCAUCCAUCUCCACUUGGAGUCCAUGAUCGACGGUCCUCCCAUGAAGCCCUCCCGAUACGUCCACACGUUCCCCAAGCAGAGAGACCUCAUGGGCUUUGAUGAGAUUUACCUGAUUAAUCUGCGCCGGCGCCCCGACCGCAGAGACAGGAUGUUGUUCUCUCUGAAUGAGCUGGAGAUCGACGUCAAGGUGGUCGACGCCGUGGACGGAAAUGCCCUGAAUAGCAGUGACAUCAAGAUUCUGGGUGUGGACUUACUACCAGGCUACUAUGAUCCGUUCUCAGGACGCACUCUCACUAAAGGAGAGGUGGGCUGCUUUCUCAGCCACUUCUACAUCUGGAAGGAGAUGGUGGACAUGCAGCUGGACAAGGCUCUGGUGCUCGAGGAUGAUGUCCGCUUCCAGGCAAACUUUAAGCGACGAGUCUUACGGCUGAUGGAGGAGGUGGAGCAGGUGGAGCUGGACUGGGACCUCAUAUACUUCGGCAGGAAACAGGUGAACCCUGGGAAGGAAGAACCGGUGGAGGACGUCCACAACCUGGUGGUGGCCGGCUACUCCUACUGGACCCUCUCAUACGCCAUUUCCCAGCAGGGGGCCCAAAAACUGCUCAAUGGCGAGCCACUUUCCAAGAUGCUGCCUGUCGACGAAUUCCUCCCCAUCAUGUACGACAAACAUCCCAACGAGGCCUACAAGUCCCACUUCCCCAACAGAAACUUACAAGUGUUCAGCACGUGGCCGCUGCUGGUGCAGCCCUGCCACUACGCCGGCGACCCCCAGUGGGUGAGCGACACCGAGACCUCCACGCUGUGGGACGAUGAUGCGGUGCGCACCGACUGGAGGGGCUCCCACAAGACUCUGAAGGGGGGUGUACCGCCACCCGAGAUGCUGUCAGCCUCCUACAGGGACGAACUCUAGAGGGCCGGGAGACGAUAGAGAAGUGAAUACUGUUGGGACAAAGUGUUCUCACAAUCAACCCUGUGUCAUGUGGACCACCCUGUGCCAUUUAAAGGUGGACUUUCAUGCAAAGCGUGUUAGUGAUGACAUGGCACAGUUGCAUGAUGGUAAGGGUGUCUGUUUUUUUAUUUCUGUUUAUCAGGGACUGGUGUUCUUACGACUUGCACAUAAACACAUUGUCUACCGAUAAAAAGACAUUCUUAACAUUCUGAAUGUGGGAUUUUGACAAACUAUUCAUUAAUUUGUUCAUGACCAAAUGUACCUCAUACAACCCCAAUUCCAAUGAAGUUGGGACGUUGUGUUAAACAUAAAUAAAAACAGAAUACAAUUAUUUGCAAAUCAUGUUCAACCUAUAUUUAAUUGAAUACACUACAAAGACAAGAUAUUUAAUGUAGAAACUGAUAAACUAUUGUUUUUAGCAAAUAAUCAUUAACUUAGACUUUUAUGGCUGCCACAUGCUCCAAAAAAGCUGGGACAGGGUCAUGUUUACCACUGUGUUACAUCACCUUUUAUUUUAACAACAUUCAAUAAACGUUUGGGAACUGAGGACACUAAUUGUUGAAGCUUUGUAGGUGGAAUUCAUUCCCAUUCUGGCUUGAUGUACAGUUUCAGCUGUUCAACAGUCCGGGUCUCCGUUGUCGUAUUUUAUGCUUCAUAAUGCACCACACAUUUUCAAUGGGACACAGGUCUGGACUGUAGGCAGGCCAGUCUAGUACGUGCAGUCUUUUACUACAAAGCCACACUGUUGUAACACGUGCAGAAUGUUUGGCAUUGUCUUGGUGAAAUAAGCUGGGGCGUCCAUGAAAAAGACAUUGCUUGGAUGGCAGCAUAUGUUUCUCCAAAACCUGUAUGUACCUUUCAGCAUUAAUGGUGCCUUCACAGACGUGUAAGUUACCCAUGCCAUUGGCACUAACACAGCCCCAUACCAUCACAGAUGCUGACUUUUGAACUUUGCGUCCAUAACAGUCCGGAUGGUUCUUUUCCUCUUUGGCCCAGAGGACACGACGUUCACAAUUUCCAAAAACAAUUUGAAAUGUGGACUCGUCGGACCACAGAACACUUUUCCACUUUGCUUCAGUCCAUCUUAGAUGAGCUCGGGCCCAGAGAAGCCGGUGGCGUUUCUGGGUGUUGUUGAUGAAUGGCUUUUGCUUUGCAUAGUAGAGUUUAAAGUUGCACUUACGGAUGUAGUGCCGAACUGUAUUUACUGACAUUGGGUUUCUGAAGUGUUCCUGAGCCCAUGUGGUGAUAUCCUUUACACAUUGAUAUCGGUUUUUGAUGCAGUGCCACCUGAGGGAUUGAAGGUCACGGGCAUUCAAUGUUGAUUAUCGGCCUUGCCACUUACAUGCAGUUAUUUCUCCAGAUUCUCUGAACCUUUUGAUGAUAGUAUGGACCGUAGAUGAUGAAAUUCCGAAAUUCCUUGCAAUUGUACGUUGAGGAACAUUGUCCUUAAACCGUUUGACUAUUUUCUCAUGCACUUGUUCACAUCUUUGCUUGUGAAUGACUGAGUAAUUCAGGGAAGCUCCUUUUCUACCCAAUCAUGGCACCCACCUGUUCCCAAUGAGCCUGUUCACCUGUGGGAUGUUCCAAACAGGUGUUUGAUGAGUAUUUCUUCUUCUUUUUUGGAAUGUGUUGCAGCCAUAAAAUUCUAAGUUAAUGAUUAUUUGCUAAAAACAAUAAAGUUUAUCAGUUUGAACAUUAAAUAUCUUGUCUUUGUAGUGUAUUCAAUUAAAUAUAGGUUGAACAUGAUUUGCAAAUCAUUAUAUUCUGUUUUUAUUUAUGUUUAACACAAUGUCCCAACUUCAUUGGAAUUGGCGUUGUAUAUUAGCAGCAUAAAUACACUCAGUAGACACUUCAUUAGGUACACAGCACAGUCUAAUAAGAUAUUUUUUUUUUUAAUCAAUGUUUACAAAGAUAUAGCUUUUUAUUUCAUUGACACUGCUUGAAAAGUGUGAAUUAUUAUACUAUAAAAACAAAUUUUUCUUCUAAACAUAUGGCUUGCCAUGAAGUCUGCGAGCUGGAAGCCAAGCUGCAGUGUGUUUGUUUACUAAGUGUGUGGAGAGAGCACGAGGCAGUUGCACUUCCUGUCGCAGACCUAAUAGGCUCGGUGUGGUACGCCUUCUGUAAUAAUUGCUCCAUCAUCUUGCAAAAUUGGCCCUGUAUUGGAUUUUUAUAAAAUCUCAAAAUGAUGUGGAAUAUCUGAUCUUGCCCACAGGCUGCAAGUUUGACACACGUGGUGGAGACACUACAUGGUAGUGAGACAUUUUCUAAUGGUUUGCCUCGCUCUUGCAGCUAAAUAACCAAAGCUUUAAUUUAGUUCCUGUUGCAUCACUGGCUUCCUUUUCAAGAUCAUCUUGACAGGGUUACAAUUAAGUAACUAAUUCCGAUGCUCCAAAAUGGAUUUUCAAUGCAAUCACUGUACACACACUUCAGUGAAACCAGUUGCAUUACUGAUCUGUUCAUCUCUUGAUGCGUUCGCGUUUUUAAUUUAUUUCUCAAGUGUCUCAACUUGUCAGUGUCUUCUGUGCAUCAUGCAUUUUGUUGCAAUACAUGCUCUAAAGAAAGCAACAACUGUAUCAUAAACGUUUGUAAUUAAAACAUUCUCAUUCUA
Molecule: messenger RNA, 4843 nt
Organism: Phyllopteryx taeniolatus (common seadragon)
Lineage: Eukaryota; Metazoa; Chordata; Actinopteri; Syngnathiformes; Syngnathidae
Gene: cercam
Product: cerebral endothelial cell adhesion molecule
Exons: 12
Coding region: 412-2196 (594 amino acids)
Source: RefSeq, a predicted model, not a curated record